AUGCAGUCCUGGUUGGUGCUUACCUUGCUUAUCGGAGGCUAUCUGAUCUACCUCCUACUGGGAGCAUGGGUGGUCUCCAGCAUUGAGGCUCCAUAUGAAGGAAAACUAAGAAAAGAGCUAAAACAACUGAAACAGAUGUUCUUAAAUGAGAGUCCAUGUGUCAAUGAGAGUGGAUUAGAAGCUUUCCUUGAGAGGGUGAUCAGUGCCAACAAAUAUGGAGUUUCUGUCUUAUACAAUGCCUCCAGUGACAGCAAGUGGGAUCUGGCAUCCUCCCUGUUCUUUGCCAGCACCUUGGUGACUACUGUUGGUUAUGGAUACACCACCCCCCUGACCGACUCUGGGAAAGCCUUCUGUAUCUUCUAUGCUCUUGUUGGCGUCCCUUUCACCAUGCUGGUCCUUAGUGCUGCUGUCCAGCGUCUCAUGGCUACCUUCACCUACAGCCCUAUUCGUUUCUUCCAGCUUUACAAAGGAUUUGACCGGAAAAAAGUGACCGUGGUUCACCUAAUUGUCUUAAGUGUGUUGGUUUUGAUUCUGUUUCUUAUUGUUCCUGCGGCCAUAUUCAACGCCAUAGAAAGUUCCUGGAGUUUCCUGGAUGCCUUCUAUUUCUGUUUUAUUUCUUUG
This is a messenger RNA of Staurois parvus, 621 nucleotides long. NCBI's taxonomy places the organism in Eukaryota, Metazoa, Chordata, Amphibia, Anura, Ranidae. The record is from the annotation of a GenBank genome assembly.